UACCUCGAACUCCACUUGAAGCAAACCAAAAACAUAAAUAACAUAAAAGACUUUUGUUUCUCUACAGGAACAACAAAGUCUUGAGACUCUUGGAAGCUAAGAUACAUGGCUAUGGAGUUAGAGCUUGAUGAUGAUGUCUUCUUUGCAGACAUAAGCAAACAGAUCUCUCUUCUCAUCAUGGAUGAAGAUGAACAGCUAAACUCUGUUUCUCUUUCCUCCUCCUCCCCAUCUCUCUCAUUUCAGGGUAUGUUCAGAGGAGGCUACCAAACGGCUGCUCCAUAUAUGUACCAUCAAGAACAGAGCAAAGGGACUGGUGUGUUCAUCCCUAAAUCUUCUCAGCCAAGAAGAAGACCUCAUCAUCAUCAGAAGCAAGGUAGGUAUAGUUCCUUCAACGCCAAGCAACAACACUCUCUUCAACAAAACAGACAAGAGUAUCAGCAGCAGAAUCAGGAGAACUCAAGAAGUACUCUCACCACUCACAACAACAAGAGCAACAUGAACAAUAGUGUCCAUGCUUCUAUCCCAAGAAGAGCCUACAGAGAUGCAUCAUCUAUCUACACUUGAUUAAUUCUAAAAGAUUCAUGGUUCAGUGUGAUCAAUAUUCUUAUAGUUAGAUGCAUAAGAUUUAUUUGUUUGUAAAUCAGGGAAUAAUAAAAAGGGGGUUUGUAUAAGGAAGGUCUUGGAGAUAUAUAUGUUCCAAGUUCGUUCUUGGUUUUUUUUUUGUUUUAAUCACAUAUGUAUGAUAUGUAACUCUUUUCUUGUCAUCAUUUUAGAGAUUGACUGACUUAUAUUCUCCAA
This is a messenger RNA of Capsella rubella, 798 nucleotides long. RefSeq names its product signal transducer and activator of transcription C. The transcript is spliced from 2 exons. The record is from RefSeq and is a predicted model, not a curated record. Lineage: Eukaryota; Viridiplantae; Streptophyta; Magnoliopsida; Brassicales; Brassicaceae. The coding region runs from base 106 to 564 and encodes 152 amino acids.